This is a messenger RNA of Podarcis lilfordi (Lilford's wall lizard), 11228 nucleotides long. NCBI's taxonomy places the organism in Eukaryota, Metazoa, Chordata, Lepidosauria, Squamata, Lacertidae. The record is from the annotation of a GenBank genome assembly.
CCCUAGUAAGGAUCAUUUAAGAUUAGUAACAGCAAGAAUCCCUGCAGCAGUGUGUCAGAUAUGUGUUACCGACAUCAGAAUGCUUGCUUUUUUAAAAAAGCAAACAGACAUGGAAAUUGAAAUAAGGAUGGAGCUGAACAAAGUUCUAAAGUGUGAGGAACGGUCCUUUUGUCUACCCUAAGUAACUUCAGCAACACAUGAGAACAAGGCCUGUGAGGCUUGAAAUAACUACCGUUUCUGAACAAUGUCAAUUCUGCCAAGUCAUGUUUUAGUGAGAAAGGCAAAAAAGCAAAAAGCAACGCUUUUUUCAUCGGGAUUGAAGGCAACGUUGCAAUUUAAACACCAAUAAAACGACCUGCAGUUCACCAGAUUCACUGGAGAAAAAUAAAUGCAAAAAUUUAGACAGAUCACGCUUUUACUCAUGGAAGAGAUCAAAGCCCCACCCUCUUGAAUUUCCGCUCGUCACACACCUGUUAAAAGAAGCAGGAUCCCUGCAAAGCAAAAUAAACCUUUUAUCCCCAAGGAAUAGCAAGCCGAAUUUGCAACAGCGACUUGGCAGGGCUUGCCAGGCGUCCGGGGAAACAAGCAAAAAAGAAAUGUAUUAUUUGCUAGCGCGCGAUUCAAAGUGGGCGCAUCUCCGGACAAUCCCACCCCCUCGCCCCUUGCAAACAGUAGCGGGGGGAAAAGAUCACUUUCCCCGGUUGCUGGAUUGCGACGUCGGAGAAUAAUGCAGCUGGUUCGCGUUGCUAAAGGCUCGCCUUUGCACCACCGCUUGCAAACGCCCGUCCAUUUGCAAGGGUUCCAGUCUCGGCGAAAGCCCCGCGUGCAUUUUUUGCAAGCAACCCCGACCCAGCGAGAUCAGGCGACCUGAGGAUUGUACUAAACCCCGGGGAGGGGGGCGCGACCACGCCUAUCUCCCACUCGCGGCUGGUUUGCGCACCUUGGGGAGCUGGGGGGUGGGGUGGGGGUGGGGAAAGAGGGCGGGAGCGUACCAUUGCUGCAAGUCGGGGGGAAGCGCCUUUCUCCGGGCUCGCCUCUUGCCCCAGCUCCUUCCUCCCCCCCUCCUCCUGCCUUGCAGUGAGUCCGCCCGGUGGCGAUAUAUAUAGAGCGGUGGGCGGGAGGCAGGCGUGUGUGUGUGUUUUUUUCGGGGCGCACGGUUUCUUGCAGGUUUGGGCGCAGUUCGGCCGGGCAGGUUUGCAGGAUCGAGACAAUGGCGUGGCAGCCCAUGGAGAUCAACCCGGAGGUGAAGGGGAAAUCUAGGGCUAGAUGGGGGGCGGGGGGAGAAGCAUGCAUGCAUAAUGGGGAGUGGGGUGGGGGUCCUCCGCCCCAAGGCGUGCCCUAUACAGUGGUACCUCGGGUUAAGUAUUCAAUUCGUUCCGGAGGUCUGUUCUUAACCUGAAACUGUUCUUAACCUGAAGCAUCACUUUAGCUAAUGGGGCCUCCUGCUGCCGCUGCUGCACGAUUUCUGUUCUCAUCUCGAAGCAAAGUUCUUAACCCGAGGUACUAUUUCUGGGUUAGCGGAGUCUGUAAUCUGAAGCGUCCGUAACCCGAGGUACCACUGUACAUGGCUGGCUUCUCCAGGCGCAUGCAGUUUCUUACCCAUGGGCGUUUUUGAGAUGCCCUAGAGGGGAGGGAUAAAGGCGGCCAGCAGUCUGUCUGUCAUUAAAAAAUAAAAUCGGAAUGGAAGCGUGGGCAAAGGAUCCUCUUUUCCUUCUCCACCCUCUCCCCCGGGAUUCCCCAAAUGCAGACAUCGACGGCGCCCAGGUCUCCCUUCUCUUCGCCGAUUCCGCGAUCCAGACACAAGAUGGGAGGCGGGCCCCGCCCAGAGACAGGCUAACCUCCCUUUCCUUCAUCUUUCUCCCGCUUUUGUCUUUCAGAUGCUGAACAAAGUGAGUGGCCGCGGAGAACUGGGGAGGAAUAAGGCGCAUCUCCUCUUGGCUGGGCGUUUCCUUAAGUCUCCGUUUCAAUUCAUUCAUUCAUUCAGUUAACUCAUCGGGAGGCUUGAACGCCUGGAACCCUAGAGCAUAGAUUAGAUACAUAACUCUCAUCCUGGAUCCUUACUGAUGUUGCUCGUGGGCAUAUUUAGGCCAACGGGAAGGGGAAACAGGUUAGGGGGCUGGGGGCUCCCACAUCGAGUCAUGAUGGGCAGGUUGUUCGUGGAAUGGGCGGCAGGUGGCGCUGCAGCCCCGCGUUUUGUGCUGUGUCACGGCUGGGCAAGGGGCCCUUAGGAAGAGAGUCGGGAGGGGAGACCCCCCCCUGCCUCUGAGACCCUUCUUCUCCCCACUUCCCUGCAGGCUUUGAGCCUGAUUCCAUUAUAAGCCAUGCAGAAGGUCCUAGGGGCAUCUCUGAAUCUGGAGGAUUUAUUCGGAGACCUCGUCUUGCCACGUGGGUGCUAUUCCUGGAUCCUAUUUAGUAUUCCUCUGGAAUGGGGAAGCUUUGGUGGUUUACGUAAAUGUUGUUGUACCAAAAAGUCAGCUUUUCAUUUGCUAUCAGUAACCAGCCUUCCAGGUCUUUAGGAAACGUCUGAAGCCCUCUGCGUAUGCUCAAGCGCUCCACGUCGUCAGGGAUGCAGCAACAUCUAUUGUAGAAUAGAAGUCGAGAUGCGGAAACUGGAUUUUGGGGCUGAGCCAUAGAUGCCUCUAAUGCAGUGGUUCCCAACCUUUUUUUGGCCAUGCCCCACCUAAGCAUCUCUAAAAUCCCGACUCACUCCCUGACUAAUAAUAAUAAUAAUUAAUAAUUUAUUAUACCCCACCUAUCUGGCUGAGUUUCCCCAGCCACUCUGGGCGGCUCCCAAUCAAGUGUUAUAAACAAUUCAGCAUUAAAUAUUAAAAACUUCCCUAAACAGGGCUGCCUUCAGAUGUCUUUUGAAGAUAGGAUAGCUGCUUAUUUCCUUCGCAUCUGAAGGGAGGGUGUUCCACAGGGUGGGCGCCACUACCGAGAAGGCCCUCUGUCUGGUUCCCUGUAACCUCACUUCAAAAAGGGAACUCCUAUUCACGUGGAGGAAGCCUAAAGAGCCAUUCACUGUUAAUAACUCAUUCUCGAAUUGUCCCCCCCAAAAAAUUGCCCCCCUGUGGGGAACCAUAGCUCUAAUGUCUCCUCCCCUCUCCAGAUACAACAACAGUCUUGGUUAAUAUGCGCUGACUUCCCUCCUUGGCAUACCUAAAGGGAUGAUUACUCGGGGUGGGGGGAGCUUUCCACUACUGACAAAAUGCACCUUUUAAUAGUAGGCGUAACUAACGUACCUUUAAGGAGAUGAUGGGUGGCAGCCCCUAUCCCUAGCCAAUGGGUUUUUGGAUGAUAGGAGCUGGAGUCCAGAAGUAUCCUCAGGGUACCAGGACUAACCUGAGUGUACAGGGGAAUGGUUUUUUCUACUCCAGAUUCAUGAUGUAGGGUGCUAGGGUGUCAAGUUGAGGUUGAUUCUAUCCCUGGUUUUGUACCUCCCCUUAACCCGGCAGGUGCUGUCCCGCCUCGGAGUUGCCCCUGGCUGGAGGUUUGUGGAUGUGCUGGGGUUUGAGGAGGAUGCCUUGAAUGUUGUACCCACCCCAGCUUGCGCUCUGCUGUUACUCUUUCCCCUUACUGCUCAGGUGAGUAAUGGAAGUUGAGCAAGGGCAGGGAGGUGAAACCUGCUGCUUGGCAGGCAAAGAACUCUGGAAAAUCUCUCUGCUUUCUAUAUUACGCUGUUGGCGUGCAAAGGAUGGUAAUAAUCCUAAACUGCGAUAGUGAACGAGCAGGGUUAAUGUCUUGAAUUGGGAUGCUGAGCCCAGAACCAGGCCUUGCUGGCCAGGAAAAGUCUGCUGUUUUGCCAUGUCCUGUAGGAUUCCUGCAGCCAAUAGGCUUAGGAUCCAGCAGAUUCACAGCUAUCCCAACUCAGCCCCCUGAAAUGUCCCGUUUUGGGAAGUGACUGCUAGCACUAGUGUCUGCUUUCAGGCACAAGCGGCACUUAGCUCAUGCUUUCAGUGCAGCAGAUCAAGGUUUGGGUCGCUCUGCCUGCUUCCCAAAGCUCUUAUACAAACGUGGUCUAGGACUGUUGAUCUGUCUCCUCCUCUACCGACCUGCAAAUCGUGAACCCUCAUUGCAAUUUAAAUAACUGUGGAUACCUAUGCAGCGGCUGCCACUAUGAAUCGGCAGCUUUCUAACGUGAAGGUUUGAGGCCUCCGAGAACAAGGAGCAGUCAUUAAAAUUAGAUUUCUUGUGAUGUUUCUGGAUUGGCUGUGGCCAUCUCUAGAAACGCAGCGUUGCUGACGAUGACUUCAUCUUGGUAGGAAAAACUAGAACAGGUGAGUUUGUAAUGAAAGAGCUUCUCUUAAGUAAAGAAUUCUGAGGGUCAGAUGAAAAAAGCAUCGUCAUUCUCGAAGAGAAUGAUUAUGGGAAGGACUAAAAGUCCAUUGAGGAAUCUACCUUUCCAGCAACAGCUGCAUCUAGAAUCCUGCGCUGUGGGAUUCUUACUACUGAUGGGAUUCUUAAAGGGCCGGCUUUGGAUAUUUGUACAGUGGUACCUCGGGUUACAUACGCUCCAGGUUACAGACUCUGCUAACCCAAAUAUAGUGCUUCAGGUUAAGAACUUUGCUUCAGGAUAAGAACAGAAAUCGUGCUCUGGCAGCGUGGCGGCAGCAGGAGGCCCCAUUAGCUAAAGUGGUGCUUCAGGUUAAGAAUAGUUUCAGGUUAAGAACGGACCUCUGGAACGAAUUAAGUACUUAACCUGAGGUACUACUGUAUCUACUUUGUUCUCUGCAUGUCUGUUUUGAGUUUUUAUUCCCUUGUUCUUCUGGUUAUUGUGCACCUCUUGAGGGUUUUUUCUUCUCUGUUGUAAAAUGGUCUUAUGUUGGAAGGUGAAGGUAUUUGAUAUAGAAUCAUGGAAUCUUAAAGAGUUGGAAGGGACCCCAAGGGUCAUCCAGUCCAACCCCCUGCAAUGCAGGAAUCUCAGCUCAAGCAUCCAUGACAGAUGGCCAUCCAACCUCUGCUUAAAAACCUCCAAGGAAGGAGAGUCCACCACCUCUGGUAGGAGCCUAUUCCACUGCUGAACAGCUCUUACUGUCAGAAUCUCCUUUCUUGCAACUUGAAGCCAUUGGUUCGAGUCCCACACUCCUGUUUUGUAGCUAUUUUGAGCAGCGUAUUUCAAGCAGAGUCUACGUGUAAGGAAUGCAUGCCAAUGUAUGUACAGGGAAUGCACAUGGAUGGGCAGGGUAUCAGAAUUAAGGUAUUCAACAGCAGUUUGAAGGCUGAAACAUGAAAUGUAUCUCAUUCAAGAGACCCAGAGUUAUACCCAGAAAAAUUGGACACUGCUCUUUCAAUCUACCCUGGCUGGUGAUCUAUGGAGAUUUACUUGAAGCAGCUUCAUAUUUAGGAAGUGACGCCAUGAUAGUUGGAAAUCUUUGCCUGUGGGCUGUAAACAGGGCUCAUGAAUACAUUUAUGAAGCUGCAUUGCACUAGAAGUCUUUACGGGAAUUAAUGAUUAAGAGUUAGAACUGCAUGUACGUAAUGACUUGGCCAAGUUACGUUGCCAGCGGUAGCUCAUUUGAAGCAUGCUUCAGUCGCUUUCCCUGAACUUGUUCCAUUGGAUUGUAUGAGGUUUCUGUGGUAGGUAUUGGCCACAAACCAUUUGUAAUACGCUAGAUAGCAUGCAUCACUUGCUAAAUGCUUGAGAUUUUGAAGCAGCCUCACUUUGGGCUCUUGGCUGACUUGUGAUUAUUAUUAUUUUAAUUGUUAAAGCACGCUGUGGCUUCUCAUCCUCCCAGCAUGCAUUUAUAAAAACAAGGGCAAGCAAAACAUCUGAUUGCUAAAAGUUUAUCAUUAUUAUUUAAUUUGUUAGAAAGUUCCUGAGUUAUGUCCGCAUCUCUAACAAUUGCUUGACACAUUUGUAUACAUUUUCAAAAGUUUCCUUGGUGUUAGGUACCAUCGGUGUUUCAUUUUUUGGAAGUUCUCUCUAAUCGUAUAACAAUUUGUGAAUUUCCAAUUGAUCUUCCAUAAGUUUUCCCAUUGGGCCAUGGUUAUUGAAUGGCCAAAAUCCUGGGACCGCCUCACCAUUGCCACUGUUAACUCGUCCUCCUUGACUGUCCAGUCAAGGAGGAGUCGAUAAGUUUUGGAAAGAGUUUUUCUUUUAGAAUUUACAAGAUCGGGAAAUUUCUGUUGAGAAACCCCUGCUGAAAGUUUAUUAUCAUUGGUCAAGAAAUGCUUUGAGCCCUUAAGAAUUUGGGAACAGUUUACCUGCAAGAUCACCUGGCCCCAUAAAAUGUCCAUUCAACAUCUUUAAUCUCUGGAAGUGGCACUGUUAAUAGAUGCAACAUAAUACAUUUGGUCUUUCAGUGUGGCAGCAACCGCAAUUUGAAGCUCCCUGCCUAAUGAUAUUAGGCAGGUGCCUUCCCUGCAAUCUAUUUCAUCACCUACUAAAAACAUCUUUCUUUAGACAAGCCUGCCCAGUUAUGUAGACCGAUUACAUGUGUUUUAAUUGUUUUUAGCUUGUUGCUAAAAUAUUUGAAUGCUUUAGUUGUUUUUAACUGUUUUUAUAAUGGUACCUUGGUUAUCAAACUUAAUCCAUUCCAGAAGUCCAUUCCGAAACCAAAGCGUUGCAAAACCAAGGCAUGCUUACCCAUAGAAAGUAAUGCAAAACGGAUUAAUCUGUUCCAAAGAACCCCCAAACAGCAAUUUAACAUGAAUUAUCUUAAUGAGACCAUUGAUCCCUAAAAUGAAAGCAAUAAUCAAUGUGUACUGUACUAUAAAAUAAAUAAGACAGCAUAGUAGAUGAUAAAAAUUGAAACAAAAUUCUUACCUGCACUGAUGAUAGUCAUUGUUUGCAUGGGGGGCUUUUAUCCAUUUCCGCAGUCACACAAUCAGUAGCUCAGCUGGGUUCCACGCAGUCACAAGAGCAAAUUAACCAAAAAAGGCCACAAAAAAGCAAAAUAAAUAGCAAAAACAAAAGCGCCAAACUUAAUGUGUUCUGGAAGUCAAUGUUCGAAAAGCAAGGUGUAGCUUCUGAUUGGUUCAGGCGCCCUGGAAACAAUAGCCAGCAGCCACAUCGGCUUCUGAAAAAGGUUUGAUAACUGGAACACUUCCAGGUUUUCAGCAUUUGGGAACCAAGGCGUUUGGGAACCAAGGUACCACUGUACUUGCCUUGAGAGUUGUUGUUUUUUUAAAACCACAAGCAGUAUAUAAAUUGUAUGGAAAAAAAUAAAAUGUUACCUGACCAAUACACCUGCACCUUUGUAGCAUGAGAAUUUCAGAAAAAAGCAGAUGGAAGAAUUGAAGGGCCAAGAAGUGAGCUCCAAAGUCUAUUUUGUGAAGCAGACGGCCAGUAAUUCCUGUGGAACAAUUGGCCUUCUACAUGCAGUGGCCAACAACCAAGAUAAAAUUUUAUUUGGUAAGUAUGGGGGAAGCGUCACCCAAGGGAGACAAACCCAUUGGUAGGAGAUGGUAUUGGCUCUAACCUGUGCAACUGCUGACUUAGGCAGGGUGGAAGUUGAUUCACUGGACAACCUAAGGCUUGCACUUGCAGUUGGUUCAUCGUCUUGUGUUCUGCCGCCAUCCCCCUGAUUUUUAUUUCUUGGCAGAUGAAGGGUCUGCACUAAAGGAGUUCCUCACUGCAACAGCUGACCUCUCUCCUGAUGAGAGGGCAAAACGUCUUGAAAACAACAAGGUAAAUGACAUGGGAACUUGGGUGGAAGCUUCUUAAUGGCGCCUUUUUUAUUAAAAAAAUGCCUUUUUUUUUUUUUUUUACCAUCCUCUGCAGGCCAUUCAAGAAGCCCACAAUGCAGUAGCGCAGGAAGGACAAUGUCGGGUAAAUUUCUUAAACUUAAAUAGGCUUCCAAAGGUAAAACGUUGGUGCCAAGAACUGGCGGCGGGUAGUUGGGUGUAAUAGUACGGGCCCCAUGUAAUGUAAACUCUUCUCUCCUUACCUCAAAUGGUGAAGAUGGAUGGGAUAUGUGGGCCAGUGGAGCCAUUAGGGCAAAACUGCUUUCUGGCACAGGCCAAGCUCAGAGAGAUGCUUUUAACACUCCACGCAUCGUGGAAUUAUUGAAGCGGAAGCCAGCUGUACAUAGUAUUUUGGCUUUCCCUCCCCGGUAUUUUCACAGAAAUCUCCGUCUCCACCCAGCGCUUUGUUGUUGUUUAGUCGUUUAGUUGUGUCCGACUCUUUGUGACCCCAUGGACCAGAGCACGCCAGGCACUCCUGUCUUCCACUGCCUCCCGCAGUUUGGUCAAACUCAUGCUGGCAGCUUCGAGAACACUAUCCACCCAUCUUGUCCUCUGCUGUCCCCUUCUCCUUGUGCCCUCCAUCUUUCCUAGCAUCAGGGUCUUUUCCAGGGCGUCUUCUUUUCUCAUGAGGUGGCCAAAGUAUUGGAGUCUCAGCUUCAGGAUCUGUCCUUCCAGUGAGCACUCAGGGCUGAUUUCCUUCAGAAUGGAUAGGUUUGAUCUUCUUGCAGUCCGUGGGACUCUCAAGAGUCUCCUCCAGCACCAUAAUCCAAAAGCAUCAAUUCUUCGGCUAUCAGCCUUCUUUAUGGUCCAGCUCUCACUUCCAUACAUCACUACUGGGGAAACCAUAGUCCCUUUAAAUAGCUUGGCUUCUAAAAUAGGUGGUCUUACCAAAAAGACUGACUGCAUAGGCAAAGCUUGCUGGUGGUGUCCAUCUAAACCUCAGUUCUUGGAGGAGAUUAUGCCACAGCGGCCAGCAUUUUUCAAGAUGUGUGUUAGAGAACUUGCAGGUGGUUCCCACAUCUGUGUCAUUAAAUGGGCCAUUUGGGUAAAUUGCUUAGUGGGGCUUCUGGUGCCUGAAACCCUCAGGCUACUUAACGUGUUCUCCAUUAUGGACAUUAUUUAACAAUAACAACAAUAAUAUUUCAUUGCUAUGCUUCCUGUGAGAUACCUUCCUACACAUGUUUUUAGAACACGGAAAAACUUCAGUAAUUCUGCAGUAUACAAAUAGCCAAAAUAAAAUCUCUGGCUGUCCUCUUCCUGGUAGCAAAACCAGCAAUAGAAAAAUAGUCUACGACUCCUACUUAGACACUGGCCAGCAAGUCUGGGAUUCUGUAAUCCUGAAGAAAUCCUAUGGUUUGUCAGCCCAAUGACCCCUUUUUUACUGUGCAGCGCCAGAUGACAAGGCAGUAGCGAUCUAUUUGUAUAUAUUUGGAACAUAAGGAAGGGGGUGGUGGUUGUUAGAGAGGUUAUUUAUGAGAACCAAAAAGGGCAGAAUCAGGAAGCAGAGUGUCACUAAAAUAUUCUUCUUUGUUGAUCAUCCUAUGCACCCUCCUCCUCCAUAGGUUGAAGAUGACAAAGUCAACUUCCAUUUCAUUCUGUUUGCCAGUGUGGAUGGACACCUCUAUGAACUGGGUAGGUUUGUGUGCUGCCUCCCCCAGUAUAACACAGAGUAAAACAAAUUGGGAUUCUCUUGGGUCAGGGUGGGGAGGAGAGUUGAAUUGGGGUGGCCAGCUUCUGCCCACAUUAUCUAGAAACAGCCUGUGGCUUACCUAGGAGAAGAGCAUAACGUCGGCAAGGAUUCCCAUUGGAAUUCAGGGGUUGGCUUGUCUGAAGCGGUUUGUUGCAUUCCCCCCAAACAUGUCCCACCGCUUUCACCGGCGCAACUGAUCUUUUUCGAGAGCAAAGUUGCAUUAUCAAGAAUUUCCAGAAGGCAGUGAUGGGUAGGGUGAGAAUCUAAUACUAAACCUUAUAUUGGGCCUUUUGCCAACCUGGCCCAUUGCAGUAGUUGUUGGGACCCAGCUCCAGCAUGGCCAGUGGUUAGAAUCCAGAACGUCCUGAGGGUGGCAGGUUGGGAGGGGCAGAGAGACUGUAUAUAAAUUGUUGCAGUAAAUCUGUUCUGCUUCUGAAACAUCUGGAGCCACUUGAGUUGCAAGCAGAAAACCAGGGGAUGAGAUCCAGCAUUGCAACUCUACUGAAAAGUAGGUCCAGAAGCAAAUAAAUGCAGCCCCACAAGGGCAUGGCCUAAGUUUCUUCUUCCUAUACUAGCAAUGGUCUGGUCGGCUGUUCGAAUCCCUGCGACGGGGUGACCUCCCGUUGCUCGGUCCCUGCUCCUGCCCACCUAGCAGUUCAAAAGCACAUCAGCAUGCAUGUAGAUAAACAGGUUCCGCUCCAGCAGGAAGGUAAACAGCGUUUCCGUGCGCUGCUCUGGUUUGCCAGAAGCGGCUUAGUCAUGCUGGCCACAUGACCCAGAAGCUCCCUCGGACAGUAAAGGGAGAUAAGUGCUGCAACCACAGAGUCGUCCGUGAUGACCUAACGGUCAGGGGUCCCUGUCCCUUUACCUUUAGCAUACUUUAAGUAAGUGGUUAAGUCAUAAACCUGAUCUAAAACUUGGUUGCAGAUGGACGAAUGCCUUUUCCUGUAAAUCAUGGAGCGAGUUCGGAUGACACCAUGCUGAAGGUAAGCGUUCUUAUAAUUGAAAUUUCUGACAUAAUCAAGUCUUUUAGAUUGCACUGCACGUGUGUCGUUCCUUACUUGGCAGAUCCCAGAUUUUUCUUUGUGUAUUUCUCAUUCUGUAACCACAUGGGGAUGAGCAAGACACAGUGCCUAGAGAUGGGCGCUCUCAAGAGGAGCCGGCGAGAUGGCUUCUGCUAUUCCCAGCAUCCUAUCAGAAUGCUGUUUAUAGCAACUCCUUGCUCACAACUUCAGUGGGGAGAAGUAUAGAUGCUGAUUGUCUACAUAAUGUCUGGCUAAAACUACAGUGUGAGCCCACACUGUUCAUGGAUGUGGUCGACUUGAUGCCAGGUCUACUGAGGCUCUGCGUUCAUGCAUUUAGAACAGUAGGAUAACUACCUGUGUUUUUUGUUUUUCAGGCUGCUGCCAAGGUCUGUCGACAGUUCACAGAACGUGAGCAAGGAGAGGUCCGCUUUUCUGCUGUGGCGCUGAGCAAGUCUGCCUGAAGUUCAGGAGUUAGAGCGACCCCAUAGUAGGCCCUCACAGAAAGCAGUCCAGGCCCCUAGUGCUUUAGUACUUGUGUUUAAAAAACAAAAGCACUGCUGUUCUUGAUCUUCCGUUUAAAGUGUCCUGCUGCUCCUAGCCUCGUUCCUCCCCCCUCACUUGCUCACAGCAGCUUCAGCAGAGCUGGUCUUAAAAGUUUAGCUCCAAGUCUUUGGCACUUCAGAUAUGUUGGGUCCCUUCUUGACUGCAACUUGUUUAAACGCUUCAUAGGGCUUCCUUGGACGUGUGCCUCCAAAGUUUCUUUUUAAGCUGUUGUGACUUCUUGUCAAUCACAAAAAUAAAUUUCUUCUUGGUAUUCCAAAGCAGAA